Molecule: messenger RNA, 606 nt
Organism: Ipomoea triloba (trilobed morning glory)
Lineage: Eukaryota; Viridiplantae; Streptophyta; Magnoliopsida; Solanales; Convolvulaceae
Product: fasciclin-like arabinogalactan protein 1
Exons: 2
Coding region: 1-606 (201 amino acids)
Cellular component (GO): plasma membrane
Molecular function (GO): small GTPase binding
Source: RefSeq, a predicted model, not a curated record
AUGGAGAAACCAGAAUCUGAGGAGAAUCAGUACAUAAUGAAGUACAUCAUGCGAGUGCUUGGAGUUUCUAAAAUUUCUCGCGAGGUUGCUUUACAUUGCAUAACUGGCCUGGCUAAUGUCCUGAACAGAGUCUGCCAAAAUCCAAAAAAUCCAAUUUUCAACCACUAUCUCUUUGAAUCAGUGGUUGUUCUUGUCAGGCGGGCUUGUGAAAAGGAUCCAUCUUUUGUGCCUGGUUUUGAAGGAAGCCCAGAUGAUAUUGGAGAGAGAUNUGCCGCUAUGGCGGAUCUGCUCGCCAAGCACCACUCAAUCUACUUCCAUGUACUCUUGGACUACUAUGGUGCAAAUAAGCUCCACCAACUCACCAAUGACACUGCAGUUGCUGCCACUAUGUUCCAAGCCACCAGGUUCGUCAAUAUCGCAGAUCUAAAAGGCGGAAAGGUCAGAUUCAGCCCUCAUGACAAUGGAGGAGGACUCCCUGCAACUUUCGUCAAGGCCGUUGAAGAGAUUCCUUACAACAUUUCCAUCAUUCAUAUCAAUAGUGUACUGCCAUCGGCGGUAGCUAAAGCGCCGGCCCUGAGCCAAGCAAGGCAAACAUCACUAAGCUAA